Molecule: messenger RNA, 633 nt
Organism: Racocetra persica
Lineage: Eukaryota; Fungi; Glomeromycota; Glomeromycetes; Diversisporales; Gigasporaceae
Source: the annotation of a GenBank genome assembly
AAAGCUUGAUAGAAAAGUUGACUGAAUCGUAUAAUCUGUCUAAAGUUAAUAUUGAAAAGGCUCAAGAUAAACAAAAAGGAGAACUAUCUGAAGCAGACCGUAUGCUUCUUUAUGUCAAAGACCUUUAUAAAAAGGGUGAUUUGCAUGUAAUGCUUGAUCCUAUUAAAGAAGAGAAUUGGGACCAACAGAUAGAUUACCUUUGCAUACGUCUCCAACUUUGUCAGUUAGAUAGGGUCACAUUACUUCAAUAUUACUAUCAGUUAGAAGAAAGGAUGGCUGCAGAUAGUGACUAUGUUUUUGGAGAUGUUGUUAAAGUUGAUAUUCAAGUUCGAGGUACAAACAAAUGGCAUAUGGUAGCAUCUGGUUUAAAUAGAUAUUUGAGAAUGUGUGCACAUGAAGAGCAAAAUAUAUCCCACAUUAAAUUUACAUUUCAAAAUGAACAUUCAAUAUCUACUACAAAUCAAAGUUCUUCUGCAUCUAAUAUUUUUAAUGAAAUGAUGAAUGCGGCAGCUAAAAAAAUUUUGCCUAACCCAAAACCAUCAACAAAUCGUAAUGAUCAAUUAUAUAAUGAUAUUUUAAAACUUUUACAUAGUAAAAAUCUUGGUUGGAAAUAUGGAAUGCAAAAUAUACUUG